CAUCUGUAGGUGGCGAAGUAGAAAAAAAAUGGUAGGCCGAUUGGCCUACACACUUCUGCCAUCUAGUUUCCACUGGAUUUUUUGAUUGUCGGCUACUGUUUUAAAUACACUGUUUAAAUAUGUGGGUGUGUAAAUGCAAUGAUGAGUAAAUGCAUACAUAUACCACGCUUUUAUUUGAGCAUUCGAUUUGUUUCUUUUGUUGUUUAUGUACCUGGUUCUAAGUUCUCCGGUGUGUGCUCUCUGGUGCUGUUGUGCAUGGUUCUAAGUUCGGCUCUCCUCUCCUGUUCGCUGUUGUUGAUGUUCCUUGUUCUAUGUUCUCCUGUGUGUGGUCAGGUUCUGCAGGGUCUGGAAUACCUGCACAAUAAGUGUAAGAUCAUCCACACCAGAGAACAUCCUGCCAUACGUCCGGCGACUGGCUGCAGAGGCCAGCGAGUGGCAGUGCACAGGAGGACCACCUCCAUCAGGUGAGUACAGCUCCGGCUCAAAAACAACCCCAGAAGAUGUCUAAGAACAGGAAGAAGAAGCUGAAGAAGAAGCAGAAGAAGCAGGCUGAGCUGCUGGAGAAGCGCAACCUGGAGCUGGGCGAUGGACAGCGCCCCCUAGAGGCCGGAGACGACGAGGAAGAGGACGAGGACACGGACGCGCCCGACAGAGCGCCGUCUGCCACACCCUCCAAUCAGCACACCUUACACACACCCAGCAGGGGGUGGAGUCGAGGCACAGGUGCUGCUGAUCACCUGAUUGGGGCACCUGCACUAUAAAAGAGGCUACCUGGCAGAAGUUCCCUCUCGCCAUUGCAACAUGCGUCGCCUUUGUUUUCUUACCAUCUCAUUAAUACUGACUCCACUUCACA
Molecule: messenger RNA, 853 nt
Organism: Alosa alosa (allis shad)
Lineage: Eukaryota; Metazoa; Chordata; Actinopteri; Clupeiformes; Clupeidae
Product: SRSF protein kinase 1-like
Exons: 4
Coding region: 501-761 (86 amino acids)
Source: RefSeq, a predicted model, not a curated record